Messenger RNA from Dissoconium aciculare CBS 342.82, 4140 nucleotides. RefSeq lists its product as uncharacterized. NCBI's taxonomy places the organism in Eukaryota, Fungi, Ascomycota, Dothideomycetes, Mycosphaerellales, Dissoconiaceae. Gene Ontology annotation, molecular function: SNARE binding; guanyl-nucleotide exchange factor activity; phosphatidylinositol binding. The transcript has a single exon. Gene Ontology annotation, biological process: early endosome to late endosome transport. The record is from RefSeq and is a predicted model, not a curated record. Gene Ontology annotation, cellular component: early endosome; tubular endosome; plasma membrane. Bases 46 to 3891 code for a protein of 1281 amino acids.
CCAUCUCAUACAUUCGUCGGAGCCCUCGAAGCAUGAAGUCGCAUAAUGCACCCAUUAAAUCCGUUUUUGCGCGCCUUCUUCCAGAGCGCCUUGCCAGCGCAAUGUAAUCCCGCCAAUCAGCACAUCUUGCUGGUUCCGACCACCGAAGUUCUGCUACAUGCGAAAGAUCGGGACUCCAAUGCCAGCUACGCCGAGCUCGCAGGCACUGAGGAUUUUCUCGCCAGUCAUGUCCUACGUGUUACAGGAGGCGGGCCUCCUGGCGAACAAUCGAACAAGGAUGGUGGACAUCCUAGGGAAAAUAAGACUAAGGCGAGGCAAUAUUCGACCAUCAACGGAAGGACGGUUAUCAUCAAGGAUGCGUUCGUGUACAGCAACAAAGGCUUCAAGACGUUGAACCAAGCACAACUGUUGGGAGAUACCAUUUACUAUCCGGAUACGUCAGAUGGCCAACAAUGGCUCGUGUACUACAUUUCGCGCCCGCUCAUUGGCAGCAUUCAGUCAACAGUGCCCAUUCCUGCGGUGAUCAGUGAUGAGCCUAGCAAAGAGCGUAGGAGAGUGCUUGCGGAAGCGACGGACACCACUACCGCGAAGGCAACAGCUGGCACAUCAACGCUUAAGAAAAAGGAUAUCAAGAGCUUUGCCGAUGUACUCGAGCAAUUCCCUAUCAUUUCGAGACAAAUGCAGAGCGGACUAGAAAAGGUCAUUCGUGAUUUUACUGCGAUCCAUGACAACCCGCUUGCGCCUGCCAAGCGUCCACGCGCGACAUCGCAGAGCUCCCAUCGGACAUUCUCGUCAUUCAGUGAUGUGUCUUCGAUCCGUUCUUCCCGAUCUGGUGUCAGCACCAGUACCGCCCAUCCGACAUCUUUAGAGCUGGAACCCGAAGAGCAGACCCUCAGAACUUCGCUCGAGACAGCUAUCAUCGCAGCAAUUGAUCUUUUUCAGAGCGUAGACAAACACCAACUUUCACUUCUCGGUGCCAGCACCGAGCUGACUGGUCCAGCUGUCGAGCGCCUGAUUGAACGAUACGUAGUAGAACAAAUUCAUGAUCAGACUUUAUUUCGUCAUAUAUGUGCGGUGCGCAAAUCCGACGACUGGGACUUGGAUUUCAAGAUUCGCAAGAUGUCAAAUAUUGACAUAGCGCAGGUGGGCGUGCCGAUCGAGGACGGGAUGAAGGGCAAGCGCGGUCUUGCAGCGCGAUUGGCGAAAGGCAUUGAGGCGUUCAAGAGGAUGGGAGUAGCUGGAAGUCCUCAGGAAAUGCUCGAGAUUCUACUCAAUACGCAAAAGGUCAUCACGGAGAAUGGAUCUGACAGCAGUGGGGACACGUCCGACUCUGCAGACGUGGAGCCGUCCACUCCAUUGACAGUCAAUGCCGAUGUACUGGUAUCCAUGCUUCUCGUCGUCGUUAUUCGCAGCGAAGUCAAGCAUUUGCAUUCAAGAUUGCUUUGCAUGCGCUACUUCAUCUUCACUGACGAGGUGGAGAUCGGCGAACAAGGCUAUGCGUUGGCAACCCUCGAGGCUGUCCUUUCGCAUCUUUCUACGGGAUCCAAUGCCCUGCGACGAGCCAGCAAGCACAACAAGCUGUUGUGGCAGUCGGUCAGAGCAGGCGAUAUCAAAGCUGUCAAAGCUAUGAUGCGGCCCAACGCUACAGACAUGGACUCUGGAGCAUCACCCGACGGCGAUGCAGAUGACUCCUCUGAAGACGAUGAGAGUACCAACGAAGAGCUCGUAGUGACUCGAAACGUCCACGAUGGACAUGCUGAGAGUUCGCGCGACGAAUUUGCCGCUGGACAUGGGUCCUUACAACACAUCUUUCCCUUUCAACGACCUCCCACGCCGCCACCUGAUCAGGCUGGAAAGAUCUCAAAGAAGCGUGUCUCUAUGGCAUCCUUACCACGCAGCCUUUCAGCUUCUUCGCUACAUUCUUCGGAAGCGCACUCACGGAAUAUGAGCGUUGUGUCUGUAGGAAAUGGCACCUCAACAGAUGAUCUCUCCGUCGAUAAGUUGGCUCAGACGCAAGACGCCGACGGCAAUUCUGUGCUCAUGAUGGCAAUUGACUCAAGCCGUCGAGAUAUUUUGAAAUUUUUCCUCUCUAUGCCAGCCCACUUCCGCAUCGCUUUCGUCCUGGACGACAUCAAUCACGAGGGCACCACAUUACUCAGCGCAGCUGUACAGUCCGGGAACAGGGCACUUGCCGAUGAGCUUCUAGAUUUCCUAGAAACUAACGCAUCUGAGGAAGAGCUUUGCCAGUAUUUUCUGCUGCAAGAUUCAAAGGGACGCGGAGCUGCUCACUACCUUUUCCACCAACCCCAUCUCAUGCAGAGGUUCGGCACAAAAUUGCCUUGGCGUCAAAAAGACAAGAUCGGUCAGACGCCACUUUUUGCUCUGUUCAGAUCCUACGACCAUGAGCUCUACCACGCUAUGGUGGAUCAGGCCAUUAAACUCGCGACCGAUGCUCAGGGCGACGGCGAACGCUUGCACCUCGACGACCAUAUCGAUCACAAAGGCAAUACACUAUUACACAUCGUUACCGACAACAGCAUCGCUGUCAAGCUCAUGUAUCACUGCGACUGCGACGUCAACGCUACCAACGACAAACGCUUCACACCACUUAUGGUGAGCAGCAAAUACGGCCGGACAGAGCUCCUCAGAACCUUGUUCGGAGAUAUCCGUGUAGAUCUGACUAUGCGUGAUUUCCGUGGUCUCACAGCUGUGGAACUUGCAAAGGAUGAUGAUGUCCGGAACCGUAUUGAUGACUUGGUUCUGCUGUCCGUUCCGCCAGGUAGAGAUGGUCGCAUGACUACUGUGGUGCGCGCUUUCUUUGUCGAGGAUGCAACAGUGCGUCUGGUGCUCAAGUCGGGCGCACCCAAUCCUAAUGGUACUAUCACGGUCACUACGUGUCGGCGCGCAGCCGCCGACUUUGAAACGCUUUCCAAGCUGCUCUCCAUUGAGUGCCCUGCCAGUUGGCUUCCCACUCACUUCAAUUUGCCCUCGCCAUACUUGAUCCCGCACAAGCCAUCGAGAGCCGUACUUCGCGAUACCCAGAUCAGACUCGACAACUUCUUCCAAGGUCUCCUGACGCAUGGCACUUUCUCCACCCACGAGCUGGUAUGGGAGUUCUUCCUUGUGCCUGACAUCGACACUGCAAUGCUGUCAGAACGAACCAGGCGCAAAGCCGAAACACGCAUCGAAAACCUCAAAGACGACUACGAACCUGUGACGGACACUCAGGGCGUGGAAAAUUUCGUCGCCUUUGCCCGCGACCAAGUCAAAGGUGUCACUGGCGCCGUCCGUCGCACACUUCGUACCGUGAACCGCCAACGCAUGCGAGCCAACGACCUAGCCGAAGCACAGAUGUUGGUCGCAACUGGAAUCUCCGCAUUGACGGACCUCCCGUCCGCACACGCACGAGCCUACGCCCGCUACAGCAAGACAUUACAACCGAGCGAGUCAUCGCCCAUGGUCGGGCUAUACUACAGCCUACACUCGAUGCACUCGACCAGCACCGCUCUGCAAGUCGCGACCAACCGGCCCGCCUAUCUCAUCGGCAGCAUGAAUCAAGCCCAGCGCACCAUCGACCGCGUCAUGGGCUCGCUGUCCCGCAGCAAUCGCUGGACGCCACGCAUUGGCGGUCUUUUCGACGAGACCAAAAAAGCAAAUGCGCUGGACGCUUGGGAUAAAGCUGGCAAGGCACGCGGGGAGCUAGAGGGUCUAGCGUGCGAGCUGCGGUACACUCAGCAGACUAUCGCUGGCGAGCUAGCGGUCUGGCAGGAGGAACAUGUCACGGCGGGCCGGGCAAUGUUGAGAAAGUUGGCGAGGGAAAGCCUCGUGCGAGAGAGGUCAAAAUUGGAUACUCUGCGGCGGGCUCUACGCGAGGCGAGAAUGGGGUCGUAAUGAUUGGAAGUUGAAGGAUUGACGAGUGGCUGGAUCACUGACAUGAUAAUUCUCAUACAUGAGACUCUUGUAUUCACAUAGGAAAAAAUAAGUCCAAAUGUUCUGGCAUGCCUGCGGGCGCGUAAAACAGAGGUUGACAUGUAAAACACAAUGCAAGAUCAGACAGAUGUAGCUCUUGCACUGAUCUCUUAGGUGCCUCCCGCAGCAUCUCAAGAGGUUUUGUACAUGUAUUCCGUGCUCCCCCGGCCU